Molecule: messenger RNA, 1053 nt
Organism: Lotus japonicus
Lineage: Eukaryota; Viridiplantae; Streptophyta; Magnoliopsida; Fabales; Fabaceae
Product: zinc finger protein JAGGED-like
Exons: 5
Coding region: 1-798 (265 amino acids)
Molecular function (GO): DNA-binding transcription factor activity
Source: RefSeq, a predicted model, not a curated record
AUGGAAGAAAUGUUUGUUGGAUAUGGUGCUCAAAAUUGUGAUGGACCACAGCAAAAGGGACCAGAAGGAAACUCAUUAGAUCUUAAUAAUUUGCCUGAUGACUACUCUAGAGAUGGUCAACAACUCAAGAAUAGGACCUCAGCUGGUAGCAACAAAAAGGAAAGCGGCGAGGAUGAUGGAAAAGACGAGUGUGGGAAGGUCUACGAGUGUAGAUUUUGUUCCCUUAAGUUCUGCAAGUCUCAGGCUCUUGGGGGACACAUGAACCGACACCGUCAAGAGAAGGAAACAGAGAAGCUGAACCAAGCACGUGAGCUGCUCUUCAAUAAUGAUCCUAACCUUGCUGCUGCGCAAGGAGCUCCUCACCUAGGGUACUGCCAACCAAUAGCACCAGGGGGAUAUCAUCCACCUGGCAACAUGGCAGACCCAACACUGCCUCUGAGAUUCCCAGGAUACAUGUCUGGUUCAUCUUCAACUCACAUACAACCACCCCCACCACCGCCACAGCCAUAUCAACAACCAUAUCUAUAUGCUUCACCCGCACUUCCCAUGUCUUUUCCUUCUCAUUUCCCUCAGCACCCGAUCAAAGAUUACCAUGUGACGGGUCAUGUCAUGAGUAGCAACCACCAGCAUUAUGGUCACCACCACAACAUGAACUAUGCAGGAGGUGAGUCUAGUUACACUUGCAUAGGAGCACCGGUGGGACAAGGGUUCCCGGGAAGUGGUGUUAAGGACAUGUCACUGCAGCAUCAUUUGGAUCCUUCUUCAGCAAGGAUCAAUCGGUUUCAAGAUGGUUUCUAAUGAGAUUGUUUUGUGUAUUAUCAUAGAAAAACAUGAUAUGAUCCAGAGAGAGAGAGAGAGAGAGAGAUAGGAAGUAAAUUAAGAAGGUGGUGACAAUUGACAAAUGGGGUAAUGAGUGAUGAGUGGAGGAGUGAGGACAGUGGUGGUUUUUGUUUAUCAACAGUAACUAGGGGUCAGCUUUUGAGAUCAUUGACACGCUCAGCUAGUUUGGCUUGGAGCUGUUUAAGAUGGUCACUCUUUUGACAACAAGUUCGA